CUUCUCAAUCACAGUGCAUGUGGCUCAGCUAGGGUGCAGAGGUCUGGGAUUCCAAUGGUUGUGCAUUUUGUGUUGGCAGGAGGAAAAGGGGAAGGCAGCCCCCAGCCACAGCAUGAACUAAUAAUACCUCAGUGGAAGGCUGCAGAAGGCCCUAUGGGAGAAAAGCAUCCACUCAAAGCUGAGCUCAGGGUAAUGGCCGAGGGGCGAGAGCUGAUCCUGGACCUGGAGAAGAAUGAAUACCUUUUCGCUCCAACCUACACAGAAACGCAUUAUACUCCGAGUGGCAACCCUCGAACCACCACGCUGAAAUCCGAGGAUCACUGCUUUUACCACGGGACGGUGAGGAAGGCGGAGGAGUCCAGUGUCACGCUCAGCACCUGCCGAGGAAUGAGAGGACUGAUUGUGGUGAACAGUAACCUCAGCUACAUCAUCGAGCCCCUCCCCGACAGUGGGGGCCACCACCUUAUUUACAGAUCUGAACAUCUCAAGCUGCCUCCCGGGAACUGUGGGUUCGAGCACUCUGGAAACACCAGCAGGGACUGGGGCUUUCAGUUUACAAACCAGAUCAAGAAACGACCUCACCGGAUAAAAAGGGAAGACUUGAACUACAUGAAGUACGUGGAGCUCUACAUUGUGGCUGAUUCUGCGGAGUUUACCAAGAAUGGACGAGAUCUGGAAGCCACCAAAAACAAGCUCAUCGAGAUCGCCAAUUAUGUUGAUAAGUUUUACCGACCCUACAACAUCCGGAUUGCUCUCGUGGGCUUGGAAGUAUGGACUCAUGGGGAUCAGUGUGAAAUUUCGACGAACCCCUAUACCACCCUCUGGUCAUUUCUUCGUUGGAGGCGCAAGCUGGUCUUUCGGAAGAAGCACGACAAUGCACAGUUAAUCACAGGCGUGCGUUUCCAGGGCGUCACCAUCGGCCUGGCCCCCCUCAACGUCAUGUGCUCCGUGUACCAGUCUGGAGGCGUGAACAUGGACCACUCUGAGAAUUCCAUUGGCGUGGCUGCCACCAUGGCCCACGAGAUGGGCCACAACUUCGGCAUGACCCAUGAUCUGAAAGGUUGCUGCCACGCCAGCGCGGCUGACGGUGGGUGCAUCAUGGCAGCCGCCACCGGGCAUCCUUUCCCCAAAGUGUUCAAUGGAUGCAACAGGAGGGAGCUGGAAAGGUAUCUGCAGUCAGGUGGUGGGAUGUGUCUCUCGAACAUGCCAGACAUCAAGAUGCUGUACGGAGGCCGGAGAUGCGGAAAUGGGUACCUGGAAGAAGGGGAAGAGUGUGACUGUGGGGAGGAAGAGGAAUGUGACAAUCCCUGCUGCAAUGCCUCUAAUUGCACCCUGAGGGAAGGGGCAGAGUGUGCCCACGGCUCCUGCUGUCACCGCUGUAAGCUGGUGGCCCCUGGCACGCUGUGCCGCCCACAGGCCCGGCAGUGCGACCUCCCAGAGUUCUGCACGGGCAAGUCUCCCCACUGUCCCACCAACUUCUACCAGAUGGACGGCACCUCCUGCGAGGGCGGCCAGGCCUACUGCUACAACGGCAUGUGCCUCACCUACCAGGCCCAGUGCGAGCAGCUGUGGGGUCCCGGUGCCCGGCUUGCUCACGACCUCUGCUUCGAGAGGGUGAAUGUGGCAGGGGACACCUAUGGGAACUGUGGGAAGGACAUGAAUGGGAAACACAAGAAGUGCAGUAUCAGGGAUGCCAAGUGUGGGAAGAUCCAGUGUCAGGCUUCUCAGUCCAGGCCCCUGGAGUACAACGCCGUGGCCAUCGACACCACCAUCACCAUCAACGGGCGGGAAGUCCAGUGUCGGGGCAUCCACGUCUACCAAAGUGCCGAGGAGGAGAAUGACAUGCUGGACCCAGGCCUGGUGCUGACGGGGACCAAGUGUGGCUACAACCAUAUUUGCUUCGAGGGGGAGUGCAGGAACACCUCCUUCUUUGAAACCGAAGGCUGCGGGAAGAAGUGCAAUGACCAUGGGGUCUGCAACAACAACCAGAACUGCCACUGCAACCCAGGCUGGGCCCCACCCUACUGCAACACGCCUGGCUUUGGAGGCAGCAUCGACAGCGGGCCCAUGCCCCCCGAGGGCGUAGGUCCCGUGCUGGCCGGCGUGUUCUCGGCCCUCUUCGUGCUGGCGGUGCUUGUGCUGAUAUACUACUGCUGCAAGCAGGACAGCAGGCUGGGCCAGCUCAAGGCCUUUGCCCUUCCCUCCAAGUUGAGGCAACAGUUCAGUUGUCCCUUCAGGGUGUCUCAGAACAGCGGAACUGGACAUGCCAACCCAACAUUCAAGUUGCAGACCCCCCAGGGCAAGCGAAAGGUGAUUAACACCCCUGAACCCCCACGGAAGCCUCCUGUGCCCCCUCCGGACUAUCUGCAGGGCAGCUCCCCACCUGUGCCAUUGCCAGCACACCUCCUCAGGACUCCUAGGAACCCCCCUGGGGCUGGACCCCAAGUAGAGCGGAAGGAGUCAGCCCGGAGGCCGCCCCCAAGCCGGCCAAUGCCCCCCGCACCACAUUGCAUCCUCUCCCAGGAUAUCUCCAGGCCUCGGCCACCUCAGAAGGCGCUCCCGGCCAACCCCGUGCCAGGCCGCAAGAACGUCUCCAGGCCCGGCGGUGCCGCCAUCCUGCCACCCACCGCCGCGGGCCGCCCUCAGCAGUCCUGGCCUCUGUUAACCCCCGCCCCAAAGUUUCCUGACUACACAGCGCAGAGGGCUGGGUGGAUGACUAACUCAAGAAUCUAGACCUGUCUAGGGGCUGCUCCCUUUCCCGGGACUCAGCACCACAGUCUGGAAGCCGCCUGGCCGCCUCUGAGCCCCUCCUCCUGGACCACCGCAUCUCCGAAAAUCUCCUUCUGGACUCAUUGCCUCCCAGCCUCCUCUCGGGCCCAGAGUCCCCACCAUCCAACGGCAUCCCAGAGUUGUUUUGUGCAAUAUACAGCCCGCGGGGAGAGGAUGAAUGGCGGCUUCUCUAAGCUCCCUUCAGCUGGCCCCUCACCGCAGAGGUGCCCAGGCCCGGGCUGUCUGCGCUGAGGAGCCCGGCUGGGAAAAGUCCCCUCAGCCCUUCAGGUCAGGACUUAGCGCGGAGGAGCCGUCCAUCCUCAUCCCUUGGUGGAAGGUGUGCAUGGGAGCUUGCCAGGGCUUGUCUUCCUGAAGGUCCCCGGCUGGACGGAGGCCGGGCACUUCCCCAUCCUUUGUAGCUCUGAGACAGAGGGUCAAACCAGCCGCUGCUGUGUUCCUGCCCGGGCUUGGCGGGCAUCACAGCUUCUGGCUCUGCGUCCACACGGGAACAAGUCUAGUUCCCUCCUCUGCCCUCCCACAUCCCCUAUCCCCUUCCCCUUAUUUCUCGGGUCUCUCUGACUCAGACAGGUACUAGUUGUAGGCAGUGUCGACAGCAGGGGGAGCACCAGGCCUCCCCUGAGCCGUAAUGCCAAAGGUUUAGACUCCUGACUCACGGUCAUUCUUGAUUGCCAUUGUCUUCUGCACUUUCUAAGUGCCCCACGCUUUUCCCCGCUUGGACCCGCCCCGUGUGAGGUGCUGCGGGGAGUGGACCCACCGCGGUGCUGACUUCCUGGGGACCUGGUGCUUGUGUCCUGCCCGAGGGUGCGUGCCAUCGGUUCUCACGGGUGUUGACCAUAGUGGACUCGGGCCCUGGCUGUGGGGGCGUGGCUUCGUUUUCCAUUGUGUUUUAUAACCUCAGCAAGGUGUCUCCCCCUUCCUCCCUGACCUAAGCCUACUCAAGGUCCCUAGGGGCAGGGACGGCAGCAGGUGCAGUGACCUAGGGAGCAGACGUCCUAGGAACCCCAGUCUGUGCCUCGGUCUGGUCAUGGCCCUCGACAGAGCAGCCCUGUCUCUGGAGGUGCCUAAGAAGCCGCCAUCGGCCAUCUCGAAGGAAGAGAGUCUGAGCUGGGGCCAGCCAGGCUGUUGAGGCUCUACUUCCUUGCGUUCUCUCUGGUCACUGCCUUACUUGCCCUCACGGAGAGAACUCGGAGCAGCCUCAGACGCCGCUCAGAGAGCCCUGCCCUCCCCGGAGCAGGAGGGAGGGCUGUGUGGUGCUCUGCACGGUCAGACCACUUGUCCCUGGAAUGUUCUCUGGGACUGCCACCCCCGGGAAGGUGCUCUUGGAAACCUCAGUGCACGGAAAAGACUUGAGCCCUCACCCCCGACCCUUUACAGUUCUCUGCACACGACAGGUGCUCAAUAGAUUGGGUUCGCAGGCAAGUGGGAGAUUUGGGACCUGCACCUGGGGACACACAUCGGUGGGUUUAGAAAGGUCUCAGGGAAAUGGGGUCUCUUCCCUCAGGUAGUCAUGAUGUUCACGCCCCGUCUCCCUGACAUGGGCCCUGGUGGCCCCCCAUCGUCAAUUUCUGCCUUCCUUGCUGUUGAUUAAGUCAGGGGGCAGCCUGCCAUUGAAGUGUGGUACUGCAAACAUCCAGGCUUCAAUGCUGGGUCCCAGAAAUGUAAAGAACCCCCCCCCCCAAAAAAAAAGUCACCCUGAAGCCACCCGUGGCUCACAGGUUCCCCUGUGGCGUGUCCAGCCUUUCUCCCUGGCGUCAGGGGCAGAUGGCCCUGCGGGGAAAUGCCCCCGCCCUGUGGCUAUUCGAGCCUUUUGAACCCGAAGUCCACUCUCCCUGGAACCAGAACCCAAAGAGAUCUGGGUUGUUGCUUUCUUGUUUUUGUUUUGUUUUGUUUUUGUUUUCCAUGGUUACCACCUCCAUCCCAUAAAAUUGUACUGUGAACUGGAAGAUGGUAGAAUUUUUUAAAUUUGAUAGACUUUUGGCAGCCGGUUCUCGUGGCUGUUUCAAUCCGGGCUCUGUGUAUGGGGCCAGGUGUCGCCACUCUGGCAGGCCACGGUGGCUGCCCAGGAGCAGAAGCGGCCAUGCCGUGCCCCUUUCCCCGCCUGUGCCCAUGUGCUGCAAAGGUAAAUCCGGACUCAAGGAAGGAGGGGCUGUAUUUGAAAGGAUCACUGCAAGACGGGGAAAGGGAAUAUUUCAGCCGGGAGAAUGCUCAGGCAAGCUGCUGCCAAGGCUGCCCGCCUCCCAGAGCUCCAGAAGAAAAAGGCCUUUUGCUUUCGCAGGGAGGAGCGAACUUGGUGAGAAAGAGGUGUGUUCAGGGACCAUCUUGUGCUCGGCCUUUUGGGGGAGGGACUGUAUGUUGGGCCGAGGGUGGGUCCAGGUUCAGAGGCCCAUGGGGAGGAGAGGAGCGGAGCUAAGGUUUCGUGGACUGAGUUAACUGGCGCUUUGUUCAGAUGGAGCUGUGUAUAAAUCUUUUUUAAAGCGAAUUCAGCCUUCUGCCAGUUUUACAACCUUGGAAAUGUUUUCCUUACAAGCCUGGGAGCCAUCUCUGAAAUGUAAACCUCAGGGGACCUCAAGGAGACAGCGCCUGGUCCCUGCCUGUCCGGGUGGGAGCGGCAAGCCAGGCGCGGGCUCCAGGUGGGAAGUACCUGCCGGCCUGGGUUCUCUUUGGCCCUGUUUACUUCUCCCUAUAAAAGAAACGCCCUUUCUGCCACAGCUCUGAGACGCUCACAGGUUUCUCGGGAUUGCAGUAGCCCCUGGCCCCACCGCCCUUGCUGCCUCUUGCAAUAAUCCUUUCGAAUACAGCCUCCCCUUACCCAGGUCCGAACUCGUGUUUGGCAGAGGGCAUGGCAGACCUGCAUGUUUAAAUUGGGGACAAGUUCUGCAGUCAGCGACUGUGUGAACUGUGCGUACAAUAGCUCUGCUGGACACCCCAGGAAGCCACGGGUAUGCCGACUAGAAAGGUGCUAAGCGGGGUUCUGCAGAAUCUAAGCCAGGCGCCCCCAAAGCUCCCCUUCCCCGCAUCCUCUCACACCAUCCGCUGUGUGUGCGUGUGUGAGUCUGCGAUCCAGGGCAAUGUGAAUUUUCUUUUAUAUGGGAGAUUGUUCAUAGGAAACAGAUCAUCUUCUCUCUCGUCCACCUAGUAAUUGUUUACAGUAUUUGUACAUCUAUGCAAAAUACUUGAAUGGGCCAUGGUGCCUUUUCCCCUUGUUUGUAUUUAAUUAAACUAAAUUGUCAUUUGAAGUGUC
Molecule: messenger RNA, 6031 nt
Organism: Myotis davidii
Lineage: Eukaryota; Metazoa; Chordata; Mammalia; Chiroptera; Vespertilionidae
Gene: ADAM19
Product: ADAM metallopeptidase domain 19
Exons: 22
Coding region: 55-2733 (892 amino acids)
Biological process (GO): membrane protein ectodomain proteolysis
Molecular function (GO): metalloendopeptidase activity
Source: RefSeq, a predicted model, not a curated record